Messenger RNA from Gasterosteus aculeatus aculeatus (three-spined stickleback), 2291 nucleotides. NCBI's taxonomy places the organism in Eukaryota, Metazoa, Chordata, Actinopteri, Perciformes, Gasterosteidae. The record is from RefSeq and is a predicted model, not a curated record.
CUUGUGAACCAAGAGGAAACAUUCACAUAUUGCUGUGAUGGUGCUGAUGGUGAUCUUCCUCCUCAGGAUGACACGCUGCACAGACUGGUGCAGGAGUUUGGCUCAAACAGCUGGUCCUCAGUUUCUCUGCAUGUUAAAGGUCAGAGGUCAGAUGUGGAGUGUCAGCGCAGGUGGCAGCACAUCAAAAACCCCGAGCUGGUGAAAGGUCCAUGGACUCAUGAUGAGGAUGAGAGUGUCCUUAAGCUGGUUCAGAAGUACGGCGUGAAGCGCUGGUCGCUCAUCGCCAAACACCUGCACACUCGUAACGGGAAGCAAUGCCGCGAACGGUGGCACAACCACCUGAACCCGACGGUGAAGAAGAGCGGCUGGACCCUGGAGGAGGACCUCACCAUCUGUGAGGCCCACCAGCUGAUGGGGAACCGCUGGGCCGACAUCUCCAAGAUGCUGCCUGGCAGGACGGACAACUCCAUCAAAAACCACUGGAACUCCACCCUGAAGAGGAAGGUGGAGAAGGAGGGAUAUCUUCAGGACAUCCACAACUCUUUUAGCUCCUCCGCGUCCUCCUCCUCACCCAGACCAGCAUCCGGGACCUUGAACCCCCCCCAGCAAGGCGACAGUCUGUCCAGUGGGAAGGACGCGUCCAGCUGCUCCUCAAGCGACCAGACCAACCCCGCCCACCUGUGCCCCGUCUGUGUCCCCGCCUCCUCCUCAGGUUACAGCUCCUCUCUGAGCAUGUGCGAGCGGACGGCGUUCAUGGAGCUGAUGGAGGCGGCACCUGAUGUGACCUCGGCACAGAACAAGGGCACCUGGAGCUGUGGCCCACAGGAAGUGACCUCAUGCCUGGACCGACAGGAGGCUCAUCCGUCAGUCAUGGAUCUGAGCCGGAGUUACGUUGCAGGCGUGUAUCACGAGGAUGGAGGCUCCUUCGUCAGCACCACCAUCUUCCCCUCUGAGCUCCACGGCCUGUGUGCUGUGGACGAUCUCAGGCUGCUGCACCCGGUUCUGACCUCCACCCCCGACCGCUCCCUGAAACCCUCCACCAGCACCGCCCGGGACCAGUGGUAUCUGCACUGCAGCCAGGCCUCCUCAGAGACCAGCGACGCCAUGAAGGCGCUGUGGACGCUGGCCCCCCAAACCCCGACCCCUCUGAAGGUCAGGAGCCAGGAGCAGGCUGGUAAAACAAGCUGUGGGUCUCCUCCGAGUCGGCUUCCACUUGCUGAGGUCCAGGGAGAGAGUCUGCUGAGCUCCAUCCUGCAGGUCCAGGGAGAGUCCAGCUUGGAUCUACUGGACCAGGAGGGCUGUAGUUUGGGUUCAGGGGUGCAGAGAGAGUCCGGCGUGGUCCCGAGCUGUGAGGAGUUUGGCUGCUUCCCCCUGGAUGGACCGAUGGAGGUGUGGUGGUAUCAGCAGCCGGUUGGUUACCUUCACUCACCAAAAUGUCCUGCAUAUAGACGGAACCCCUUUGAGCUGAGCGGGGAGCUGCAGCUGCUGAUGUUUGGGAAAACAGAAGAUCAGAUGAGUGUGACGGAGCAGGCCCGCCUCUACACGGAGCCCUGAUCCUCACCGCCACCUUCAUCCUCACCGUCAUCAUCCUCACUGUCAGCACCACCGUCAUCAUCCUCACCGUCAUCAUCCUCACUGUCAGCACCACCGUCAUCAUCCUCACCGUCAUCAUCCUCACUGUCAGCACCACCACCAUCCUCAUCCUCACCACCACCAUCCUCACCGUCAUCAUCAGCACCACCACUUCUGCACCACCAUCAGCCGGUCAUCAUCAGAAGGAUGGUGAAUCAUGAGUCAGCACUUUGAUCUCCAGAUGUUCACUGCACAGAACCUCCAUCAGUUCUACGACGUGACCCUUUAUUGAUUUAUUAAGCAGGUGAUUUAUUAAGCCUGUAUUUUAUACUAAACAUGACAUUUAUUGGAGUUUUACUGAAGAUAAAAAUGUAUUUUUAACUGGAAUGUCUUUUUAAACUUAUUUUUUUAAAUAUUUACGGAUUUAUUUUAUGCCUAUUUAUUUCUUGAAGUCUUUUUUGUUUAUGACACAGACACUUUAUUUAAAACUAAAUGUUGCACUUUGGAUCAAAGCUAAAUGUUUUGAAAUAAACAGUAAAGUUCAGUGAUUCUAUACAGCGUGUAACCAAAUGUUGAUUGUAAUUUAUUAUUUACGCUGGAAUUAAAUGUUCUCCACAGCUAUUGUUUGGUAAAAAAUAACUUACACAGAAAGUUGAAGAAUGAACAUGUGAUAACUAAGGUAUGUGGUGAGAAAUAAAAGUUUUAUUUUCACACUCCGA